AAGGUGUUUGAUAAUAAUUUAAUUUCUGUGUUACUGUUAGACAAAACUUAGUGUUUGGAAGUAAUGCUGUUAGUUUUAUUACACUUGUAACACAACACUAUCGUGUAGAACUUUAGUCUCAUCCAACAAGUUUGCUUAUGAAUAUAAAGUUAACUUAAAAGAUUGAAACUAACUAGGCCUACUGCUGCAGUGCUAGUACAGGGACAAAAUAUGGAAGGUGUUAUUGAUCCUUUUACAAAGAAACUUCUGGAAAGAACACAGGCCCGUCGUGAGAAUUUGAACAAAAAAAUUGCUCAAAUCUCAAAAACAAGUUUAAGAAAACGACGACUACCAUUAGAAGAAAUUCCUUCAGGCCAGUCUUCAAGUGGAAAUGAGGCUCAAAAUGGAUCUCCAAAACGACAGUGUAUUGAAUCACCAAAGGUAAAAAUUGAAGGCUAUGUUCAGGAACUCCCUGCUGUGCUAGCUGAGCCUAGUUUUGAUUAUGUCGAUAAAGUGAAUAUAACACAGGAUGAGGAGAAUGAAGAACUUGCAAAUGGUGUGGUAGGAAGAAUACAUGGAUUAGCAUCUCUAAGAAGAAAAAAGUUAGAACAUGAUGGUAUGGAAGUGGAUCAUCACACUACACCUGUAUUGUCUGCUCAAUCUGCAGCUGAGCAUGAGGAAGCUCAAGGAUUUACAAGAUCCUCUUCAGCAUCCGGGCUUGACUAUAAAAAAGAAAUAAAGGUUUUAAGAUAGCUUCCAAGGAAGAAGACGUGGAAGAAUAUCUGUUUGAGGUUUC
This is a messenger RNA of Limulus polyphemus (Atlantic horseshoe crab), 775 nucleotides long. RefSeq lists its product as uncharacterized. Lineage: Eukaryota; Metazoa; Arthropoda; Merostomata; Xiphosura; Limulidae. The transcript is spliced from 6 exons. The record is from RefSeq and is a predicted model, not a curated record. The coding region runs from base 211 to 732 and encodes 173 amino acids.